AUGAAGAUCUUUGUGACUCUUUCGCUGACACUGGCAGCACUGGCAUCCGCGGAUAUUUCUCUCCGAAAUGGCUACAAUUACCAAGUGCAACAGCAACCACAGUUUAACGAUGCCCAACAACCAUUGAUCUCGCACUUAAUCAACUCGCUAUCCCAACAACAACAGCUGCAGCAACAACAGCCGCAACACUUGCCAGGUAGCAUUCACAAUCCUAUGCAAAUAACUCAACCCAGUCAACAAUAUCCGCCGCCUUUGCAACAAUCAAGACGGCCCUUAUUACCGCAACAACAAUUGUCGUCACUGCCACCACAACAACAGCUGCAAACACUGCCGCAUAUACAGUCACUGCCACCACAACAACAAGUACAAUCACUACCGCUACAGCAGCCCCUCGGACGUUUGACACAGCACCCAGCAGCAUUACCGAUGCCAUCUAACUUCCCAUUGCCCAUUGCACCAGUGAGCGCUAUCAAGCAGUCACGCCGCUUGCGAUCACGCGCGAAAGUGCCAAAGAAGGCUAUAGUCACCAAGAGUUUCUUCAUACACUCAGCACCCGAGGAGAAUGAGGAGGAGGUUCAGGAUGAACUCAAUCAAUUGGCCGCUCAACCACGCAAACACUACAAUGUACUGUUCGUGAAGACACCAGCGCAAACCAGUAAGGCUGCGGCUGUCAAUCUGGCCAAGGCGUUGAACGAGGAAAAGACUGUUGUGUAUGUAUUGUCGAAGAAGACCUCAGCCGCUGACUUGCAGGAUGCCAUACAAGAGGCGCCACAACACAUUAACAAACCCGAAGUGUUCUUCAUUAAAUAUCGCACACCCGAGGAGGCGGCCAAUGCACAGCGACAAAUCCAAUCGCAAUACGACAGUUUGGGUGGUACCUCCACCAUUACCGAUGAAGGUUUAGCGCCAGUCACAUCGGUUGUGGGCUCACUCGAUGCAUCCGAGGAGGAAGAUGUGGAAGACGAGCAGCAGUUGGUUCAACAACAGCCGGCAGCUCAAGAUGGUUCAUACGAAGAUCAAUUUCCGAAUGCCAUCAAUCCACCAGCCAGUGGUCAGUACUUACCACCCCUGAAUCAGUACUAA
Messenger RNA from Bactrocera neohumeralis, 1083 nucleotides. RefSeq lists its product as uncharacterized. The coding region runs from base 1 to 1083 and encodes 360 amino acids. Lineage: Eukaryota; Metazoa; Arthropoda; Insecta; Diptera; Tephritidae. The transcript has 2 exons. The record is from RefSeq and is a predicted model, not a curated record.